Terrapene triunguis (Three-toed box turtle) is the source of this 1419-nucleotide messenger RNA. Its product is annotated as olfactory receptor 6F1-like. The record is from RefSeq and is a predicted model, not a curated record. Bases 1 to 1419 code for a protein of 472 amino acids. Gene Ontology annotation, biological process: G protein-coupled receptor signaling pathway. Gene Ontology annotation, molecular function: olfactory receptor activity; G protein-coupled receptor activity. Lineage: Eukaryota; Metazoa; Chordata; Testudines; Emydidae. The transcript has 4 exons. Gene Ontology annotation, cellular component: membrane.
AUGGACGGCACCCUCGCUGCCCCGUUGCCAUCUGUGCCCGCUGUAGGCGUCGCAAAGGCUACUGCCCCGGCUGCUGUUGAGGGGGAACCUGUAGAGGCAGGUGGGGACUUUGCCUCUAUUUUUGCUGAGAUCGAGGCCUUGGGCUUGACCCCAACCACUGAGGGAGUGGAUGCCCCCCUGUUAGAAGGCCUUGACUACCAGGGCCAUUGUCUGCAGAUAGCGUCUUACACUUUUGUCACAAGAAUGUCACAAGAUGUUCCGGUGAACGCCAUUGUUCGGGUGGCUUACUCUCGGGCUGUGAAGCCCUUGCAGCUGCAGCGGUAUGGACCAAAUGGUGAACGAUCACUACGGCCAACCAUUUCGCUAAGCAUUGAAGAAGAUCCAGAUAACUCACAUCCAAGAGUUUUUAAAAUGCUGGCUGAGGAGCUCACUGGACAGUUACUGUUGAUUUGCAAUACGCCUUGGAACACCAGGAUGGAGCCUGUGACUGGAAUAGAGAAGGAAAACCAGUCCAGGAUACAGGAAUUUAUCCUCCUGGGAUUCCCCGGCAGUCAAUAUUUGCAGAUAUCUCUCUUUGUGGUGUUUAGCAUGAUGUACAUCCUGACAGUUGCAGGAAAUGUUGCCAUCAUAGUCCUAGUGAAGGCCCACCAUCAUCUCCACACCCCCAUGUACUUCUUACUUUGCAACCUCUCCUUCCUGGAGAUAUGGUACACCACAGCCUGUGUCCCCAAGACAAUUGCAAUCUUCCUGGGGAAAAGCAGAACCAUCCCCUUUGGUAGCUGCAUCCUGCAGAUGUACUUCAUUUUCUCCCUGGGUUGCACAGAGUAUUUCCUUUUGUCUGCCAUGGCCUAUGACCGCUAUCUGGCCAUUUGCUACCCAUUGCACUAUAGAACCAUCAUGAACAGCACCAAGUCUGCUCAGCUGGCCCUUGGUUCUUGGAUGUCUGGUUUUCUGGCUAUUUCUAUCUCAGCAUCUCUGAUAGCCAGGUUAUUCUUCUGCAGCUCUAACGUCAUCAAUCAUUUCUUCUGUAGCAUAGAUUCCUUGAUCAUUCUCUCCUGCACAAACAACUCGGUGAUUGAGAUGACAGCUUUCCUCAUCUCGAUCAUUGUCAUCCUAGGAACAUGUUCCAUAAUGCUGGUCUCCUACAUUUACAUAAUCUCCACUGUACUGAGGAUCCCCUCGGCUCAAGGCCGGCAAAAGGUCUUUUCCACCUGCUCGGCCCAUCUUAUUGUCGUGACUAUCUGGUACAGCUCCACCAUCUUCCUCUAUGUCCGGCCUUCCAAACAGAGCUCCUUAGAAAUGAACAAGAUUGUCAACACUUUGAACACUAUUGUCACUCCAUUGUUAAACCCUUUCAUUUACACUCUGAGAAAUAAAGAGGUGAAGGAUGCUUUAUGGAAGGUAUUUGGUGGGACAUGA